AUAAAGACUACCCACUUGAGAGUUUUAAAAGAUUUGAAUGGAUUAUCAUGAUGCUGAGGGAUUGGAACAAGCCCUGGAAGCUGGCCCCCAUGUUUUUCAGUUCAGCUACAAACUAGAAGAUGCCCUCCCAUCUACCUUUAGUGGCAGUCAUGGGAAAAUCCGAUAUUUCAUACGGGCAUUCUGCACAGCAAUUGGGGGAACUCUAGCACAGGUGGAGAAGAUCUUGAAGAUACAGGAAACAUUCAACCUUAAUCUCGAUCCCAGUAACAAGCUUCCUCUGAAGUUGACAGCUGAGAAAGAAAUUUCAUACUGGUGCUGGAAGAUGCCAGGGAUUUCUAUGAACGUAACAGUGGACAAGAGUGGGUUCGUCCCUGGUGAAGACAUCAUCAUCACAUCUGAAAUCGACAACCGAACAAUGAGGUUUCUCCGGAUAAUCUGUUACUCCAUUGCAGCUGAGGUCAAGUACAAGGCAUUUGUUCAGGAAGCACUGUGCGACCAUUACCGAGAGUUCAUUGAGAAUAGCGAAGUUAAGAAGAUGGAGGCAGUGAUCGAGGCUCCACCAAGAGAAGUUACAAAAAUCCUCGGAUCCUUACAGCUGCCUAAACCAAUGUUUAUCAGCGACAUGUCAAGGUGUAAGAUUAUUUCAAUCUCAUAUCAGCUGCAUGUUACAAUUCCCAUUCCAGCGUAUCACGUCACAGUGUCAGCCUCAGCCCCCAUUAAGAUUGGAACAAUUCCAGUGCACAUUUCUCUUUAGAACUAGCAAUUGUAUCAUUUAAAUAAUCAACUUCUAUUUAAUUCAUACGGGAACC
Molecule: messenger RNA, 809 nt
Organism: Chiloscyllium plagiosum (whitespotted bambooshark)
Lineage: Eukaryota; Metazoa; Chordata; Chondrichthyes; Orectolobiformes; Hemiscylliidae
Product: arrestin domain-containing protein 5-like
Biological process (GO): protein transport
Cellular component (GO): endosome; plasma membrane; cytoplasm
Source: RefSeq, a predicted model, not a curated record